Messenger RNA from Myripristis murdjan (pinecone soldierfish), 3178 nucleotides. RefSeq names its product eukaryotic translation initiation factor 4E family member 3 (gene eif4e3). The transcript has 8 exons. Gene Ontology annotation, biological process: translational initiation. Bases 296 to 967 code for a protein of 223 amino acids. NCBI's taxonomy places the organism in Eukaryota, Metazoa, Chordata, Actinopteri, Holocentriformes, Holocentridae. The record is from RefSeq and is a predicted model, not a curated record. Gene Ontology annotation, molecular function: translation initiation factor activity; RNA 7-methylguanosine cap binding. Gene Ontology annotation, cellular component: eukaryotic translation initiation factor 4F complex.
AGCGACAAGUUGCUAUCCCCUGCAGGGAUGAAAUAGGCUGCUGCGGUUAACUCGGUCAUUUUUUUGAACUUAACACACACUUACUUGGCUUUUUUCGUAAACGUGGGUGUGGGCUACUGGCAUUGAAAUGUGUUUACCAUGCGCUGACAAGUGAGAAUCGCUCUCUUGCGCUGUACCGCAGACAGUCGGCGGGCGUCAUCAUUUGUCUGUUGUUGUGACGGCGCAAACCGGGUGAAGUAACCAAUGAGUCAGCAGCUGAUCGGGGUCAAUUUUACCUAACUACCCAGUCGCAACAAUGGCAGUCCCAGCUGCCACCACAUUACAACUGAGCACAUCAUCAAGCCCAAGUCUGCUGAAGCCUCAAGAGCACAACAUUCACAUUGACGACAGAGAUUUGGGAAACAUAGCAAGUGGCAAUGAGAACGACACCCUGCCUUUACACUCUCCGUGGACUUUUUGGCUCGAUAGGUCUCUGCCAGGAACAACAGCAGCUGAAUGUGAGUCAAACCUGAAGAAGAUCUACACGGUGGAGACGGUCCAGAACUUUUGGAGGGUUUACAACAACAUACCAGCCGUGUCCAGCUUGCCACUGAGAUGUAGCUAUCAUCUAAUGAGAGGAGAGCGAAGACCACUCUGGGAGGAAGAAAGCAAUGCCAAGGGCGGGGUUUGGAAAAUGAAAGUACCAAAAGAGUGCACUUCCGCUGUGUGGAAGGAGCUGCUGCUGGCCACUAUCGGAGAGCAGUUCAGUGAUUACUGUGCAUCAGAAGACGAAGUGGUCGGGGUCAGCGUCAGCGUCCGAGACAGAGAAGACGUCGUUCAGGUCUGGAAUGGAAAUGCUUCUUGUGCCAAUGAGGCGAACAUCUUAGGACGGAUCUAUGAGCUCCUCCCACAGAUAUCUUUUAAAGCAGUGUUUUACAAGCCACACGAGGAGCACCAUGCAUUCGAGGGAGGCCGCUCAAGACAUUAGCACAUUUUGCACAUAAGCCACUUAAGAUUAUUAUUCUUCUCAUGAACGUGUUAAGGGUCGUAAUAUUUGGGCAAGUUUUGAGGCAAUGACGUUCAAAUCCGUUGCUCGCUUACCAAAUCAUGUGUAUUAACUGAAAAUGUUGCCCAGGUAUUAUGACCUUUUAAGUGACGUUGAGAUGACGAUGGAGUUUUCCCGUCUGCUGAGCACUACUGUCAUUCAUCAAUAUCCCAAACACUUUGGUUUCAGCAGCAAGCAAAAAGCAUUUUGGUUUCACUUUUUAGCUAUGGAUGUGUUUGUAUGUUUUUUAUACUAAACAUUUUGCAGAACUUAAACCAAAAUAUAGCAGAUCAUGUACAGUCUGAUUUUUUUAGAGAUAUAUAAUAUUAUCAUAUUUUGGGCCGUUUCCUGAGCACAGACAAAGCUAGGUCUUUGAAUUACAUCUCUCUCUUUUUUUUUUAUUUUUUUUUAUUUUUAUUUUAUUUUAUUUUUUUGAUCCUCAAAGAUGCCUAGUUCCAGAAAGCAAACCUUUAUCUUGACAAUGCAAUAUAAGGCUUUUCUAUCUGCUCUUUCUGUGUUUUGUAUGUUUGAGCCUAAAUAUUGUUGUCUAUACUGGAGAAAAUUAAUGCUAUGUUGUUAUGCUAGUCAUGUACAGAAAAUUGCACAUUUCUUGGUUUUGAUUUUAAUCUUUAGGAUAGGAAUGAAUUGUGAAAAGAAUAUGUUCCUGUUACAAUAAAAAUGACUUCAGCACACACACAAAAAAAAAAAAAAAAAUGACACGCAUAGUUGCUGAGAAAUAUGCAAUCCUUUGCAUUUAGUGGGUUUUUGGACAAAUUUACAGUGUUAUGGUUUUCAUUGUAUUUAAGCUUGUGUCUUAAAUUAGGCACUCGUCUUUAUGUACAAAAGGCAUCAGACAGUCCCCCCAGGAUCAUGCAGUUUAUUACUGAUUACACAGACCAGUAACACUUGGUUUUGUGGUGCCUUUUUUGGUUAAAAUUGUGUGAGAUUUACAAUUUGACAACUUUUGUUCAUGAUGAGAAUCAUGAGUGACAGGAAGAGAUACUUUAUAUGCCCUUUGACAAAUGUAUUAAAUAGAUGUAAUUGUGGUAAAAUAUAAAUUUGAGAAAGGCGUAAGGAAUUAAAAAAAAAGCAAGCUCUUGUGAUAUUUACAUAAAUCAGAGUGGGAAAAAAGAAAACUCUGCGAUUACAAAAUCCUGGAGGGACUGAUCAGGGCCUAUUUUAGUGCAUUUGCAUAAAGUAGAAGGGUUUUAAUAAACCAAUCCAGACGCUGCAACAGGGUAUGACAAUGAAACAGCCCUUAAUCGCCUAAAUUGUAUUGAUGAAAAAACAGAGAUUGCAUGCCACUUAAAUAUGAAAACAUUGUCAAUGUAAUCUCUCUAAUCAAUAGUGAAAGUUUGCUUUUUUUCUAAGUUUGUAUGUUUAAUAGGCUGUAUUUGUAUUGUUUGAAAUUAGUAUCAAAUGAAGCACAUGUUGACAUUUAAGAUGGAACUGGAAACUGGAUUAUGGUAAAUGUGUGCGUGUCAUCACCUCACCAAAGGCGCCUUUCUUCUGUGUGUGUGUGUGUGUGUGUGUGUGUGUGUGCAUGUGUGUGUAUCUGUGUGUGAAUGGGUGAGAAAGUGAGAGCGACAAAGACUUCUCUAGGCUGCAUACAGUAGUGCAGAUUUUCAUAUUUAUAGGCUAGUGCCACAAUAAUAAUACACAUCCGAGGUCAUUUCUACAGAGAUGUAAAGAAUGCACUGAGCGCCACAGAAUGACCAGUGACAUGAUUUAGAUUAAUAUCUUAAAAAAAAAAAAAAAAAAGUAAUCUUUUAAAAUGUAUAGCUGUUUGCAAUGCUGGUGGCUGGGAGAGCUUUCUGUGGCAGAGCAAACAUGUGCACAGGAAGGAAGUAAUAAAUUUAAAAGCAUGAACUUUGCCAAACUUGUUGACAUUGUUUUGUUACCCUGCUCUGUUGUUCAUGCAAUAAUAUCCAAGCACACACCGUGUAAUGGCACCCACGCACAUGCAGUCGGACUCUCAGCUCAGAUCUCGGACCUUGUAGUUGAUUGUUUAUCUUGGAAUGGUGCCUUGUGUUUACCAGCAGUUUAGAAAGUUAUUUAAGUUCAUCUGUCUUUGACCAGUUGGAAUUGUAUCCAGUUAUGUUUGUUAAGUUUUACACAUGUUGAAAAAAAAUCAUAAUUAAGAACUUCCACCCA